AUGUCUUUCUCAGUUCUUACCACAAUUCUCUCUCUAACCUCCCUUCUCCCUCUCCUCUUUCUUAUUAUCCAACACCAUUACAAAACUCCUCGAAUCAAAUUUGGUCCUCCAACGUACCCAAUCAUUGGAUGUAUCAUCUCAUUCUACCAUAACCGCCGCCGUCUCCUCCACUGGUAUACUGACCUUUUAUCAAUCUCCCCGUCAAACACCAUCGUCAUCACCCGUCUAGGCUCAUGUCGUACAAUAAUAACCGCAAACCCUCAAAACGUCGAAUACAUUCUCAAAUCAAAUUUCCAUAACUACCCAAAAGGCCAUAAAUUUACUGAGAUUCUCGGCGAUUUUCUCGGCACAGGAAUCUUUAACGCCGACGGGAAGCUCUGGAGCUCCCAACGUAAGUUAGCAAGUCAUGAUUUCAGCGCCAAGACGUUGAAAGAAUUCGUCUUUAAAGUUCUAGAAGACGAAAUUGAGAACCGGCUUAUUCCGUAUCUAAUCUCCACUGCGAAAACAGGGCAAGUUAUUGAUUUCCAAGAAUUAAUGACCAGAUUGGGUUUCGACAUAAUUUGUCGGGUCUCACUCGGGUUCGACCCGGAUUGUCUGGAUCUCUCCAAUCCGCCGCCGCCGCUUUUAGUUUCAUUUGAUAACGCGGCGGCUUCAAGUGCUAUCCGCGGCGCCGCCCCUAUUCAGAUAAUUUGGAAAAUCAAGAAAUUGUUAAACAUGGGGACAGAAAGAAAUUUGAGAGAUUCAGUCGGAGCUAUUCACGUCAGCAUCAACGAGAUUAUUCAGAAGAGGAAGAGAGAGAAACUCGCCGGAGGAGAUAGGAACGAUCUGUUGUCGAGAAUGCUUGACGCCGGUAUGGAUGAUGACAUGGCGAGGGAUAUGGCCAUAAGUUUUCUCAUGGCAGGAAAGGAUACCACGUCGGCCGCACUUACGUGGCUGUUUUGGCUGUUGACGUGUCAUCGCGACGUGGAAACUGGGAUCGUUCGUGAGUUGUCGUCGGCGUCGGCGGAGAAGAAGAAGAAUAUGGAUUUCGAAGAUAUUAAGAAUAUGGAUUUUCUUAAGGCGUGUUUGUGUGAAACUAUGAGGCUUUAUCCGCCGGUGGCGUGGGAUUCAAAGCACGCCGGAGACCGUGAUUUGUUGCCGGACGGGACGGUGGUUUAUAAAGGGGAUAGGGUGACUUAUUUUCCUUAUGGAAUGGGGAGAAUGGAAGAGUUGUGGGGCAAAGACCGGUUGGAGUUUAGACCAGACCGGUGGUUUGUUGAACCGAAUGGUGGAGAAAUGAAGAAGGUUAGCCCUUAUGUGUAUCCUAUUUUUCAGGCCGGUCCUAGAGUUUGUUUAGGGAAGGAGAUGGCGUUUAUACAGAUGAAGUAUGUGGCGGCGUCUAUCUUGAGACGGUUUGAGGUUUUUCCGGCGGCGGCGCAAAAGAAAAUUCCGAUCUUUGUUCCACUUUUGACGGCUCAUAUGCUUGGUGGAUUUCAAGUCAAUAUUUGUGAGAAAGAACAGCCACUUGUGUAG
Messenger RNA from Impatiens glandulifera, 1512 nucleotides. RefSeq names its product cytochrome P450 94B3. Bases 1 to 1512 code for a protein of 503 amino acids. NCBI's taxonomy places the organism in Eukaryota, Viridiplantae, Streptophyta, Magnoliopsida, Ericales, Balsaminaceae. The record is from RefSeq and is a predicted model, not a curated record. The transcript has a single exon. Gene Ontology annotation, molecular function: heme binding; oxidoreductase activity, acting on paired donors, with incorporation or reduction of molecular oxygen; iron ion binding.